Molecule: messenger RNA, 363 nt
Organism: Iphiclides podalirius (scarce swallowtail)
Lineage: Eukaryota; Metazoa; Arthropoda; Insecta; Lepidoptera; Papilionidae
Source: the annotation of a GenBank genome assembly
AUGUCGCCGGGUCCGAGCGGCCAGCACGCGGGCUUGCGAAACAUCAGCUGCGGUCACAAUAAUAUCGCUUUGUACAUAUUUAGAAACCUGCGCAGGUCGGCGCGUGGUUAUCCAAUCCACGACCUAUUUGCGGUCGAACGCGUGGACUCGCAGCUCGCAACCGCCCCACUAGCGUCUCCUAAUACCCGGCCAGUCGCGGCGCCACACGCGACGCUGGACGGACGCGACGCGACGCCGCCGCGCCUCCACUCCCCCCCCCCCCCAUCACCACCCACUCCCACCAGCCCCCCAACUGUGACGAUCACCAGCACUAUCGCGAUUCGCGAUAAGUUUGCACUUCCGCGACUGACCGCAGGGCCCGAA